Molecule: messenger RNA, 1932 nt
Organism: Linum trigynum
Lineage: Eukaryota; Viridiplantae; Streptophyta; Magnoliopsida; Malpighiales; Linaceae
Source: the annotation of a GenBank genome assembly
GAUGCAUAUUCAUUUACCUAGCUCCGCCCCAUAAAAGUAAAAUAGAAACUACCUUUCAAGAGCUUCAGUACCGUAUCAUACUGCCCGUGGUGUGAUUUUUCUCUGUUUUGUUUUCUUUUUCUUCUCAUGUGAUUGGGGGUCUUAAGUGCUGCUGUGUUUUUUUACCUUUUCUCUCUUUUCUUCUCGCUUCUGGUUUUCUUUCUUAUAUAACCCCUCUGAUAAAAAAUAAUCCAAUAGCUUGUAGGCAUUUUGAGCUCACUGUUAGCUCUCCGCCUCUCAAAUUCGUGCAAAAAUGAUCACUCUGCGACUCCCAUGCUUCUUCAGUAGCUAGCCUUCAUUUGAUCCUUACUGAGAGUGGACUGUGUACUUAUACGUAAAAGUCGUCUUCUGUUUGAUAUAUGUUUAUUUAUGGAUGGAAUGUUUCAUCGGAUUACCUUCCUUUCUGAAGCUCCACUAUAUUCUGUAUGAGGUUCUUGAUCUGGACAUAACCAACUUUACCUCGCUGUUCCUUUUCAGCUUUACUUGUUGAAAAUGGCAAGUUUCUUCUCUCUGCUAAACGGACCAGAAGAACUACUUGCACGGAGUACAUAAUCUCCAUUGACGCCGAUAACAUAUCAAGAUCAAGUGGAACAUAUAUUGGAAAGCUAAGGUAAAAUUCGUGUCAUUGUGAACUGGCUCUUAAUCUAGGGAAAGAAAGUAAUUUGAAUAUGUGAUGGUUAAUCUAUGGUGGCUUUCUAUCUAGAGGAAUAUAUUAUUAUCAUAAUCAUACCAAUGAAGGUUUUUGGUCCCUCAGCAAAUGCUUUAUAUCUUAAAACUCAUAUCAAAGCUUCGCUUCCUUUCCAGGUCAAAUUUCCUAGGCACAAGAUUCAUUAUCUACGACACUCAGCCACCCUACAAUAACGCUCAAAUCUCACCACCGGGUCGAAGCAGAAGAUUCUACUCCAAGAAAGUCUCCCCUAAGGUCCCUACAGGAAGCUACAACAUCGCGCAGAUCUCCUAUGAGCUCAAUGUGCUUGGCACCCGGGGGCCGCGCAGGAUGCACUGUACCAUGCACUCAAUCCCCACUUCAUCACUGGAAACUGGUGGUUCAGUCCCUGGUCAACCUGAGAUCCUGCUCCCUCGGUCCCUCGAGGAUUCGUUCCGAAGUGUCUCGUUGUCGUCCGAGUUCAGCAGCUCAAGGUUCUUCGAUGUUGCGGCAGGGCCACCACGAGGGGGAGGAGAUGAUGACGUGGAAGGGGAAGGGAAAGACAACUGCCCGCUGAUUCUGCGUAACAAGGCUCCAAGGUGGCACGAGCAGUUGCAAUGCUGGUGCCUGAACUUCCGUGGCCGAGUCACUGUGGCAUCAGUGAAGAAUUUCCAGCUGAUAGCUGCGAAUCAGCCAGCUGCAGGUGCGCCAACACCUUCACAGCCGCCGCCACAGUCUGAUCAUGAUAAGAUUAUUCUGCAGUUUGGUAAGGUUGGGAAGGAUAUGUUCACUAUGGAUUAUCGGUAUCCGCUGUCUGCUUUUCAAGCUUUCGCCAUAUGCUUGAGCAGCUUUGAUACUAAGCUGGCUUGUGAAUAGAGGGGGAGAUACAGAAAUUGGAAAGAAAAGGAAGAGAAUUUGAGAAAGGGGAUGGGGUUAAGUGCUAUGUCUGUUGUUGUUGGUAGGUUACUAGUGUAUUUAUGUUAAUCCAAAUGUGGUUAGGAUUCCACGAGAUGUGGGGUGUUGUAUGGGAGGGACAAGAGGUGUGGGAGGAGACGUCUUUCCUCUUCGACCAAGUUCUCUAACUUUGCAUUGUAAUGCCUUUUAUCAAAAUUGUUUGUUUUGAAUUCCCUUAAGCUGAAGGGGAAGCUUCUGUAACUUCUGGAUCAAUCAGAUGACAAUUGUGACUAGUUCCCCUGGCAUUAGAAUCUUCAAGUUGUCAUUAGGAACGAUAAAUUAGUUGGAUUAGA